Messenger RNA from Lates calcarifer (barramundi perch), 1491 nucleotides. Its product is annotated as trichohyalin. The record is from RefSeq and is a predicted model, not a curated record. Lineage: Eukaryota; Metazoa; Chordata; Actinopteri; Centropomidae. The coding region runs from base 282 to 1160 and encodes 292 amino acids. The transcript is spliced from 2 exons.
AAAUGAAGGUGAUAAAAUACAAUACAAAAUAUAUACAUUUAUUUUAAACUGCACUUAUUGUUACCAUGGUAAUGGUAAUCAUGGUAACCGUGCUUUUAACUAGAAAGGCUUUCUAUGACAUCACAUAUGAUGAUGUCAUGUAACUCUGUAACUAGGAUCCAGAUUGGACAUAAUCUCAAAUCUUAAUCACACAUCAUAUCAUCGAUACAAGCAGGAGUUCAACGACGAUACAACAGCGAUCGACUCAGAGACACAAACCUGUCUUAACUCGAAAAAGAGCAAUGGAAUCAGUGAAGAACAAAAAACCAACUGAGCAACCAAAACACCUCGACUGGGCAAGUGCUGUUGAAACACAGAUGGAGACAUUUCCUCCCUCAGUGCAACAACUUUUUCAGUUGGACCUCGGCGCCAACACCAGUCAGGACAUGGAGAUCGGCGAACAAAGUAUACUGCAGAUUCCAGAGCUACUGUUCCAUCAGCUCUUGGAUGAAAAGGAGCAAAAAAUCUAUUUACUGCAAAGGGGGAAAGAAGCCCUGAAUAAAAAGGUAGAUAGACUCAAAGUAGAACUUGCAGGGGUAAAGGAGGAGAAGAUGGAAAGGGAAACAGAGCUGUCCCUGAAAAUAAAAGAACUGCAGGAAGCUCUGAACAACGAGAGAAAGUGCAGAAUGGAGAUGGAGGCAAGCCUCGCGAGAAGGGCUGAGGAAAUGGCCCAGAACGCGUUGGCUGAAAAUAAAGAAGAAACAACCAGCCUCAAGGAAAAGUUAGCCCAGGUCCAGGAGGAUCUGGACAAGUCUCUGCGCCAGUGGGAGGAGGAAAAGACUCUUCUCCUGACUCAGAAAAACGAAGAGACCAGCAGCCUGAUUAAAAAAAUCAGCCAGGCCAAAGAAGAGCUAAACAAAGAAAGACUCCAGUGGCAGGAGGAACGCUCCUGUCUCCUGGAGUCUGUCAAUGUUAUGAAGCAGGCUCUGCAAGAAAAAGAGGAACAGAGACAAAAACACGAGGAGGAACUCAGUAGAAGACUGGCGCAGCUAGAAGAUCUGGUCAGCAAUAUGCCAGAAAAAAAACCAAAAAGGAGAUCUCUGGGGAGACGGUUCAUCCAGAUCUUCAGAAGAACUAGAGGGACCCAAUCUGACUCUGAUCUCCCAAUUAACAUCAACUGAGUAACCCUUCCUCCUACUCUCUCUCUCCUCUCUCCUCACCUCACACUCCAACUCCCUCAUCCUCUGCCCCCAAUCUCUUCCCCUAAUCAACCCCCCUUCACCCCCCUUUACCCCCCCUUUCACAGCAGCACAGGGUCUCACUACAAGGACUGCAGAUAAACAGAAAAAGAAGUUGUUGGUUUAGCAGCGUCGUCUUUCUGUCAGUUCUGCAUGUUCUUCCCUUGUCUGCAUGGGUUUCCUCCGGGUCCUCCGGUUCCCACAAAAAAAACAAAAAAAAAAACCCCAAAAAUUCGACAACAACAACAACAACAAAAAUAAAAAAAAAUACUCA